Molecule: messenger RNA, 2289 nt
Organism: Talaromyces rugulosus
Lineage: Eukaryota; Fungi; Ascomycota; Eurotiomycetes; Eurotiales; Trichocomaceae
Exons: 5
Coding region: 1-2289 (762 amino acids)
Molecular function (GO): RNA binding
Source: RefSeq, a predicted model, not a curated record
AUGAACCCUGAAGCAGAGUUCCAUCCUAGGAAAGGCCAGUCUGGUUCUACAGCUGGUGCCAGUUCUAAUCCUAGCUCUAAUCCUAGCUCUGGCGCUGCUUCUGGGCCUACUCCUGACUCUAGCGCUGGCCCUGUUCCCAGCCAUGGCUCUGGUUCUACUGCCGAUGCUAGUGGGCAUGGCCUAGAUAAUACUGGGCCUCGCCUAUAUUCUGACGCUAUUCGCGGCCAUGACUCUGGCAAUGUGCCUCAUCACACCGCUAAUGGCACUGCUGAUACUACUCCUGACCUUGGCUCUAACGCCAUUCAUGAUCCUAUGGGCAAUCAUCAGUAUAGUCACGUACCUGAUUCUACUGCCGGUUGUACUGCUGGGUCUAGUCUUGAUUCUACUACUGGGCCUACUCCUGACUCUACGUCCGAUCCUAAUGCUAACUAUCCUUCUGGUACUGGGUCUACUCAAGACCCUGCGUCUGGUUAUACUCCCAACCCUCCUGCCAAUCCUCCCGCCGGUCCUGAAUACGACACCAGUGCUGCUCCUGGGCAUUACUAUACUCCUGACCCUGCUACGGGUGCUCCCACCGGUCCUGAGUAUAGCCUUAUUCCUGGUCCUACUGCCGAUUCUACUGCUUGUCCAACAACUACCGGUCCUGUAUACGACCCCAGUUCUGGCCCUGCUCCUGGGUUUUACUUUCCUCACGACCCUGGAUUCGACCCGAGGUAUGCGCAGGCGUAUCCGAUGACCUAUAAUCAACAUCCUCAGCCAAUGUACCCUCCUUCGCCCAUGGCUUAUUACAAUCCUUAUCCUGCAUACCCUACCUACCCUCCUUAUCCUACUUAUCCUCCCAAUCCUCCUCCCAAUCCUAUGCCUCAAUACGCAUAUGCAGCAGCACCUACUUAUACACCGUCUCCCCCAGUAUACGCCGCACCGGCACCACCGCCUCUAUCACCAGCAGCAGCGCCACAUUACAGGGCCCAUGUGCAUACCCGUAAACAGCCUGGUACGCAAAAACACUCGCCGCCCGUAAGCACCACCACGCGGGGGGAAGUGGGAGACCCGGAGGCCAAGAUUUUUGUUGGAGAUUUACCAAUAGGAGGCACCACGUCAUAUCUAGAGUCCUGUCUCAGGGGCCUGUUCUUGCCCUUUGGACCAUGCUGGGUCAAUGUUUCCUGGGGGGAAACGACGGCGAAGAAGGGGAAUAAUGUCGUCAGAAAUGGAGUGAAUCAAAAGGAAGAAAGGACGAAAAAACUUCCUACCGGAUGGGUUCAGUUCAUGGAAGUCACCGACGCUGAAACAGUGCUUGCAACAGCCAAGGAAAGAGGAAUAUACGUGGGAACCCGCCGGCUGCGGAUUGAGCGUGCGGAUGGUAAACGAAUUAUCCGCUUCUGGCCAAAGAACACCUCUUCCACUGUGACUGUCAAGGAUCUGCACCAUGAAUUCCACAGGUACAUGAAAUGGCUCACCUCGAACGGAGAUCGUGGAUUGCUCUUCCACAUCUCGGAUUGUGGAGAGUUUAUCAGAAAAUUCAACCGGGUCGUGCUAUCUGUUGGUGUCAUGUUUCGAUGGUGCGAAGACGCGCAGUAUGCUGCCGAGAGAUUCCGGUUCUUCCCAUCAAACUUCCAAAUGCGAAUCGAGCCCGUGAGAACCAUAGCCGGCCUCCCAUCCUGGCGUACCUCCAAACUAGACUGGGCAGCUCGACUCGACAAACUAGAACUCGACCCAGGCCAAGAAUGGCGCAACAACAUGCGCAGCAUGUAUCCGGAAACUAUCGAUGAUAUCGAAGCCGAGUUGGAGGAAGAACAGAACACUUUUGACGAGAGCAGCAAGCCGUUACGGUUGUCUGACGAUCGUCCGAGAGCGCCAAAGACUAACAGUUCUUCGUCUGGGAAAACAUCACCCUCGACAUUGGAAGAUAUCGAGUACGAGCGCAAGAAAAAGGCGCGCAAGGCGAAGCAUUGGUCGAAUGUUGUGCUUCGCAAGGAGUUUCCAAAUGCUCUUCCGAGUGCAGAAGAAGCAGCAUCGUCGUCUUCCAUCCAUGAUGAGUAUUGCACCGAGGGUCUGAAUAUGGCUCUUCAUGCUGUGGAGGAAGAAGAAGAAGAAGAAGAAGAAGAAGAAGAGGACCACAAUUCUGAAGACACUGAGAACAACUUCCAUCUAGAUCCAGCCGUCGAGGAUGAAGAAGAGGUAUGGACAGACGACAGCGAUACGGUGGUCGCUCCUAGCGAUUCAGGAGUCUCUGGAGCUAGGGAAGAAACCAGAGAGGAAAUUAACAAGGAGAAUGUGGCCGAACACUAA